AUACGUUCUUCUUGCUUCUAAUCUUUAAUAAACGCAUGUAUAACAAAAGGAAAAGGCUUUUGAAAGAAAGCACCCUACAUUCGGAUGACGGCAUAGACGCAUUGCUUGGUGGCCGUGCAUCACCUCACGAUCUUUCUAUUUCAGAAAAUGGCAGCAAUCUAUCAUUUCACGAUGAUCAGGAGCUUCCCGAUCGCCGCUUCAGUUUUACGAGUAACAGCAGCAGCAGUGGCUUUGUUCAUCCAUCACGACUUAAUCACCCUUCAGAAGAGGAAAGACGAACACCAGACACAGUACGAAGAGCACUUUUUGGAGAAAGUCAGCAGCCAACAACGUCCGAUGUCUAUAAGCCACGUCAAAGAGAAAAGAAACGUCGCCCUGGUAUGGCUUACAAACCAGUUCAAUUUGGUUAUAGAACCGAUCUGGUCAAUAGAAAUUCAAGAAAUCAAGGUUUUACAGAGUUUGAGUAUGACGAAGACAUGAAGAAGAAGAUAGCCAAAAACACAGAAUGGAAAGCUAUACCAGAUAAAGUACGAACACAAAUGAGAAACAUAUUAUCUGAAAGCUACAAUGCCACUUUAAUGAAGGCAUCACAGUAUGCGGUGACUGAAGCAGGGGCCAGUCGUUUGCGUGCUGAAGGAGAGAGAAUUUUGAAGCCUAUUGCAUUAGAGAUUGAUCGAAAAGUGCACAUGACUCUGCUUCCAGGAACCGUGUCCAAAGAGCUGUUGGAUCCUCAUCUUCCCAUAAAAACUGCAGAGUGUGACGAGAAGAUUUCACAAUUGUUAGAACAUGCCGCAGAAUUACGUAUGAAAGUUGAAGAAAAGCGAAAAGAAGUGGAAGAGAAAAAAGCCCUUGUAAAGAAAUUGAAAGAAAAGAAGCUUGCCGCAAAACAAAGAGAGGUAAAAAGAGACAAGGAAUGACCAAGAAAAAAAAAACAACCCAUUAACGCGUCGUUACAUUUAGGAGCAAACAGACAUCUACCAA
Molecule: messenger RNA, 981 nt
Organism: Mycotypha africana
Lineage: Eukaryota; Fungi; Mucoromycota; Mucoromycetes; Mucorales; Mycotyphaceae
Exons: 4
Coding region: 36-917 (293 amino acids)
Source: RefSeq, a predicted model, not a curated record